CUAUUCAAUAUGGCUGUCGUAUCUGCUCUUUUCAGUAACGCUCCGAUUGGAGAUUGACUCGACUCUGCAUGACUUGGUGCCUCUCUGUAUUGUUUGUUUCAUCGUGAUUUUUGUUAAUAAGUUGUUGUGCAUCUCCAAACAACCCUUAUUUCGUUUCUUAACCAGCCCUCAUCUUAGGCAUUGCGUUGGGCCUUGCGUUUACCCCUAAACAGCCAGCUGCCAACAGUCCGAAUUAAUCAACAAUUUCCAAUGGUUUGAGUAACGUUACACUUUCGCUCUUUCUUCUUAAUGAACAAUGUGUGAAAACUGCGCCGAGCUGGUGGAGGUUUUAAAUGAAAUCUCGGAUGCAGACAGCACUGAUGGCCUACAGCUGAAGAAGGAGCAUGCCUUAAGAGUCUUCAACUACAUAAGCUCAUGGACACAGAGGCAAUGUCUGUGCUGCUUCAAAGAGUACAAACACCUGGAGGUGUUCAACCAGCUGGUCUACGCCCUCAUCAACCUGGUCAUCGCUCAGGUGACCAGCCUACGGGACCGCCUCUGCACGGGCAGCGGCUUCCGGGGCGACGGCGGCGGCGGCGGCGGCAACAUCACCGGCGGUAACCCCGGCGGAGACGGGGCGGAAUCCGACUGGGGAGGCGGGGCUUGUAACCAGCCACGCCCCCAGGCCUCGCCCAUCGAGGACGAGCCGCUGAACGUGGAGAGGGACUCGGCGGAGGAGGACGGCGGCGGCGGAUCGGAACCGCUCGGAAAGAACCAGAACCAGAACCAGGAGCCGCAGGGGAGGUCGGAGAACCCCAGGCUCGGCGAGGGGUCGCAGGGGGGUGGCGGCGGUGCGGAGAACCAGGAUCCGUUUGGAUCCUGGACCACGGAGGACCGGGAGAAGCUGCUGCUGUGUGUCGCCAAGAUCUUUCAGAUCCAGUUCCCCCUCUACACCGCCUACAAACACAACACACACCCCACCAUAGAGGACAUUUCAGCUCAAGAAAGCAAUAUCCUGGGCUCCUUCUGCGACAUGAACGAUGUGGAGGUGCCCCUGCACCUGCUGCGCUACGUGUGCCUGUUCUGUGGGAAGCACGGUCUGGCGCUGAUGAAGGACUGCUUCGAGGCGGGCACGCCGGAGUCCCUCCCCUUCCCCCUCGCCCACGCCUUCAUCACAAUCGUCUCCAACAUCAGAAUAUGGUUGCACAUUCCCGCUGUAAUGCAGCACAUCAUCCCUUUUCGCACACACGUAAUCAGGUAUCUGUGCAAGCUGUCGGACCAGGAGCUGCGGCAGAGCGCGGCGCGCAACAUGGCCGACCUGAUGUGGAGCACGGUGAAGGAGCCGCUGGACAGCGCGCUGUGCUUCGACAAGGAGAGCCUGGACCUGGCCUUCAAGUACUUCAUGUCGCCCACGCUCACCAUGAGGCUCGCCGGCCUCAGCCAGAUCACGAAUCAGCUUCACGCCUUCAACGACGUCUGCAACAACGAGUCGCUGGUGUCGGAUACAGAGACGUCAAUAGCCAAGGAGCUGGCCGACUGGCUUAUAAAUAACAAUGUAGUGGAGCACAUAUUUGGACCAAAUUUGCACAUUGAGAUCAUCAAGCAGUGCCAAGUGAUCCUGAACUUUCUGGCUGCGGAGGGUCGUCUCAGCACCCAGCACGUGGACUGCAUCUGGGCCGGCGCUCAGCUGAAGCACUGCAGCCGGUACGUCCACGACCUGUUCCCCUCCCUCAUUAAGAACCUGGACCCAGUGCCCCUCAGGCACGUGCUCAACCUGGUGUCUGGACUGCACCCCAGCGCACACACAGAACAGACUCUGUACUUGGCCUCCAUGCUGAUCAAGGCCCUGUGGAACAACGCCCUGGCGGCCAAGGCCCAGCUCUCCAAGCAGAGCUCCUUCGCAUCGCUGCUCAACACCAACCUCCCCAUGGGCAACAAGAAGGGAUCCCCUGCAGCGAGCCCCGAGAGCAGCGACAACAGCGACACGCACCACAGCGGCGGCAGCGACCUGGAGAUGGACGAGCAGAUCAUGAGCGGCAGCAAGAGGGGCCAGCAGAGGCUGUCUGACACGGAGGAGUCUCUGCAGGGCAGCUCGGACGAGACGGCCAACAGCGGCGAGGAGGGCAGCAGCGGGCCGGACAGCAGCAGCGGCCGCUCCGAGGCCUCCAGCAACGAGGAGGCGGGCUCCAGCCGCGCCAGCCAAUCGGCCGGCAGCCCGGGCUCCGAGCUGCACUCGGACGACAUGGCCGACAGCGAGGCGCUCAAGGAAGAGGAGGAGGAGGAGGAGGAAGACGAGGAGGACGACGACGACGACGAAGAAGACGACGAAGAGGACGAUGACGACGAGGAGGAGGAGACGACGACGACGACAACGACGACUGUGACGACAACGGCGAGGCCCGGCGGUUUGUCGUCGGUGGUCGCCGCGACGACGGACGGAGGGCCGCAGAAGGAGACGCGAGAAGCCCCGGCGGCGGCGGUCGCGUCCACGUCGGCGUCGUCUUCGUCCGAACUGAGGAAGAGGAAGGCGGGCGAGCCGCUGGGCGAGAUCCAGCCCCCGCCCGAGCGCCCCGGCAUGGGAGCGGGCAUCGGCACGGCAACCACCAGCGGCGGCCUGGCAUCCAUCUCCUCCUCCGCCGCCGCCCUCCCCGGCCCUGCGCCGGCCAAAACCAAACCCCUCCCCUUCACCUCUGACCCCUCCUCCUCCACCACGGUCUCCGUCAUGGCCGCCGCAGUGGCCUCCACCUCCUCCUCCUCCGCUGCUACUGCGGUGGCCUCGUCCUCCAUGAGGAUGCUGGACCCCUGCACCUCCUCUUCGUCCUCCUCCUCCACGUGCUUGGACCCCAUGGCUGAGCAUCAGCAGCAUCAGCAACAGCAGCAGCAGCAUCAGCACCACCAACAACAACAACAACAGCAGCAGCAACAACAACAACAGCAACAACUACAACAACAACAGCAACAUCAGCAGCAUCAGGCUCAGCAGCUGGCUCCACAGCAGCAGCCCCAGCCACAGACGUCCCAGCAGCAGCAGCAGCAGCAGGGCCCGCUGGGUCCAGAGAUGGGCCCCCUGCACGGGCCCCAGGCUCCCGGUCCCGGUCCGCAAGGUCCGGGUCACCAGGACGGGCCGGGCUGCCUGCCGCACCCGCGCGCCGGCGACUUCCUGGGCGAGGCCAUGGGCAACGAGCUGUUCAACUGCCGCCGCUUCAUCAACCCCCAGCACCACCAUCACCACCACCACCACCAUCACCACCACCACCACCACGAGGGUCACGUGAUGGAGGACAUGCUCAGUGCGGACGACGUGAGCUGCAGCAGCUCGCAGGUGAGCGCCAAGUCGGAGAAGAACAUGGCGGACUUUGACGGCGAGGAGUCGGGCUGCGAGGAGGAGCUGGUGCAGAUCAACUCGCACGCCGAGCUCAGCUCGCACCUGCAGCAGCACCUGCCCAACCUGGCCUCCAUCUACCACGAGCACCUGGUGCAAGGCCCUUCCGUUCACAAGCACCAGUAUUCCAGCCACGCCGUCACCGACAUCAACCUGGACAACGUGUGCAAGAAAGGCAACACGCUGCUGUGGGACCUGGUGCAGGACGAGGAUGCGAUCCACCUAUCGGAGGGCCUGAUCGGCGAGGCGGAGAAGCUGCUGUGUUCGCUGGUGUGCUGGUUCACCGACCGUCAGAUCCGCAUGCGCUUCAUCGAGGGCUGCCUGGAGAACCUCGCCAACCACCGGUCGGUGGUGGUCUCCUUGCGUCUGCUGCCCAAGCUGUUUGGGACGUUUCAACAAUUUGGCUCCAGCUACGACACCCACUGGAUCACCAUGUGGGCAGAGAAGGAGCUGCACAUGAUGAAGUUGUUCUUUGAGAACCUGUUGCACUACAUCCAGGAAGUGAGGGAGAAACGGCACAAGUUUGCACUGUACAGCCACAGUGCGGAGGUGCAGGUGCGUCUGCAGUUCCUCACGUGUGUAUUCUCUACGCUGGGCUCCCCAGACCACUUCAGGCUGAGCUUGGAGCAGGUGGACAUCCUGUGGCACUGUCUGGUGGAGGACUCGGAGUGCUACGACGACGCCCUGCACUGGUUCCUCAACCAGGUGCGCAGCAAAGACCAGCACGCCAUGGGCAUGGAGACCUACAAGCACCUCUUCCUGGAGAAGAUGCCCAAGCUGAAGCCGGAGACCAUCAGCAUGACCGGUCUAAACCUGUUCCAGCACCUUUGCAAUCUGGCCCGCCUGGCCACCAGCACCUACGACAGCGGGCCCAACUGCGAGCUGUGUGGCAUGGACCAGCUGUGGGGCAUCGCCCUGAGAGCCCAGUCUGCGGACAUCAGCCGCGCCGCCAUCCAGUACAUCAACUCCUACUACAUCAACGGUAAGGCAGGGCUGGAGAAGGAGCAGGAGUUCAUCAGUAAGUGCAUGGAGUCUCUGCUCAUGGCCUCGGCCAACCUGGAGAAGGACGCCCAGUCCAGUCUCACCGUCAUCGAGCGGGGCCUGCUCAUGCUCAAGACUCACCUGGAGGCCUUCAGACGCAGGUUUGCGUACCACCUGAGGCAGUGGCAGAUCGAGGGCACGGGCAUCAGCAGCCACCUGAAGGCCCUGAGCGAGAAGCAGUCGCUGCCGCUCCGCAUCGUGUGCCAGCCUGCCGGUCUCCCCGACAAGAUGACUAUAGAGAUGUACCCGAGUGACCAGGUUGCGGACCUGAGGGCGGAGGUCACCCACUGGUACGAGAACCUGCAGAAGGAGCAGAUGAACCAGCAGGCCCAGCUGCAGGAGUUCGGACAGACCAGCCGCCAGACCGGAGACUUCCCAGGUGGAGGUCUAAUGGGUCCAGUGCGGAUGAUCUCAUCUGGUCAUGAGCUGACCACAGACUACGAUGAGAAAACACUGCACGAGUUGGGCUUCAAAGACAUGCAGAUGGUGUUUGUGUCUCUGGGCGCUCCGCGGCGGGAGCGUAAGGGCGAGGGCGUGCAGCUGCCGGCCUCGUGCCUGCCGCCGCCGCAGAAGGAGCACAUCCCCAUGCUGCUGCUGCUGCAGGAGCCGCACCUCACCACGCUCUUCGACCUGCUGGAGACGCUCGCCUGCUUCAAACCGCCCAGCCCCGACCGCGCCCUCGACAGCGCCGAGAGUGUGCGCUGUGAGGAGCUGCACCUGCAUGCUGAGAACCUGUCGCGGCGCGUGUGGGAGCUGCUCAUGCUGCUGCCCACCUGCCCCAACAUGCUGCAGGCCUUCCAGAACAUCUCCGACGACACGGUGUCUGAGGGUCUGUGCUGGAAGGACCUGCUGAGGAUCAAGAGCCCCCACAAGCUGCUCUACGCUCUGGAGAUCAUCGAGGCCCUGGGCAAGCCCAACCGCCGCAUCCACAGGGAGUCCACCGGGAGCUACAGCGAUCUCUACCCAGACUCGGACGACUCCAGCGAGGACCAGAUUGAAAACAGCAAGAACACUUGGAGCUGCAAGUUUGUCGGGUCUGGCGGUCUACAGUUGCUGUUAGAGAUUUUCAACUCGGCCAUCCUGGAGCCCAAGGAGCAGGAGUCCUGGACAGUGUGGCUGCUGGACUGCCUGGCAUGCCUGCUGAAGCUCAUCUGCCAGUUUGCGGUGGACCCGGCCGACCUGGACCUGGCCUACCACGACGUCUUCGCCUGGUCGGGCGUCAGCGACUCGCAGCGCAAGCGCGCCUGGCCCAGCAAGUCCCGCAAGGCGGCCGGCGACCACGUCAAGGGCCUGCACAUCCCCCGCCUCACCGAGGUCUUUCUUGGCCUUGUCCAGGGCACCAACCUCAUCCAGCGCCUCAUUAAUGUAACGUACACGUAUGACAACUUGGCUCACAGGGUUCUGAAGGCUCAAUCUGAUCACAGAUCACGUCACGAAGUGACUCACUACUCCAUGUGGCUGCUGGUGAGCUGGGCACACUGCUGCUCCACGGUUAAGUCCAGCCUGGCCGACAGCGACCACCUGCACGACUGGCUCAAGAAGCUCACGCUGCUCAUCCCCGAGGCUGCGGUGCGGCACGAGGCGUGUAAUGGCCUGUAUAAGCUCUCUCUCUGUGGGCUGGAGGGGGGCGAGAGCAUCAACCGCUCCUUCCUGCUGCUCGCCGCCUCCACGCUGCUCAAGUUCCUGCCCGACGCACAGGCACUCAAGCCACUCAAGGUGGAGGACUAUGAGGAGGAGCCCCUGUUGAGGACGGGCUGUAAGGAGUACUUUUGGCUGCUCUGCAAACUCAUCGACAACAUCCACGUCAAGGAUGCCAGCCAGACGACUUUGUUGGACCUUGAUGCUCUGGCCAGGCACCUUGCGGACUGCAUUCGCAGCCGUGAGAUCAUGGACCAGCAGGACCUCUCAUUUACAUUCACUUUUAACCGUGAGAUCCUGGACCAGCAGGACGGGGCGGUGGAGGACGACGGCCUGACGGGCCUGCUGCGGCUGGCCACCAGCGUGCUCAAGCACAAGCCGCCGUUCAAGUUCUCGCGCGAGGGCCAGGAGUUCCUGCGCGACACGCACGACCUGCUCUUCCUGCUGCCCAGCCUCAAGGACCGGCGGCAGCCCAAGUGCAAGUCGCACGCCGCCCGCGCCGCCGCCUACGACCUGCUGGUGGAGAUGGUCAAGGGCUCGCUGGACAACUACCGGCUGCUGCACAACUGGGUCAUGUCCCAGCACAUGCAGGCCUCCCACGCGCCCUAUAAGUGGGACUACUGGCCCCAUGACGACGUGCGGGCGGAGUGCCGCUUCGUGGGCCUCACCAACCUGGGCGCCACCUGCUACCUGGCCUCCACCAUCCAGCAGCUCUACAUGAUCCCCGAGGCCCGGCAGGCCGUCUUCACGGCCAAGUACUCUGAGGAGAUCAAGCACAAGACCACCUUAUUGGAGCUUCAGAAGAUGUUCACUUAUCUCAUGGAGAGUGAGAGGAAGGCCUAUAACCCGCGGCCAUUCUGUAAGACCUACACCAUGGACAAGCAGCCACUCAACACGGGCGAGCAGAAAGACAUGACCGAGUUCUUCACCGACCUCAUCACCAAGAUCGAGGAGAUGUCACAAGACUUGAAAAACACAGUGAAGACACUAUUUGGUGGGGUCAUCACAAACAAUGUGGUGUCAUUGGAUUGUGACCACGUGAGCCAGACGGCAGAGGAGUUCUACACGGUCAGGUGUCAGGUGGCCGACAUGAAGAACAUCUAUGAGUCUCUGGAUGAGGUGACCAUCAAGGACACACUGGAGGGGGACAACAUGUACACCUGCUCCCAGUGUGGCAAGAAAGUCAGGGCGGAGAAGAGGGCGUGCUUCAAGAAGCUGCCGCGCAUCCUGAGCUUCAACACCAUGCGCUACACCUUCAACAUGGUCACCAUGAUGAAGGAGAAGGUCAACACGCACUUCUCCUUCCCGCUGCGCCUGGACAUGACGCCCUACACCGAGGACUUCCUCAUGGCCAAGGGGGACAGGAAGGAAGGUUUCCGUGACGACGGUGAGGCGAAGGCGACGGAGAGCUACGAGUACGACCUGAUUGGCGUGACGGUGCACACGGGCACGGCGGACGGCGGCCAUUACUACAGCUUCAUCAGGGACAUCAUCAACCCCCACGCCUACAAGAACAACAAGUGGUAUCUGUUUAACGACGCAGAGGUGAAGCCCUUUGACUCGGCCCAGCUGGCGUCAGAAUGUUUUGGUGGGGAGAUGACGACAAAAACGUAUGACUCCGUCACUGACAAAUUUAUGGAUUUCUCCUUUGAAAAGACCCAUAGUGCCUAUAUGUUAUUUUAUAAGCGAGUGGAGCCGGAGGAGGAGUACGGGAAGGACUUUAAUUUUGACGUCUCUCCCGACCUGCUGGAGUGGAUCUGGCAUGACAACAUGCAGUUUCUCCAGGACAAGAAUAUUUUUGAGCACACUUACUUUGGGUUUAUGUGGCAGCUGUGCAGCAGCAUCCCCAGCACUUUACCGGACCCCAAAGCCAUCUCUCUCAUGACCGCUAAGCUCAGCACUUCGUUUGUGUUGGAGACUUUUAUCCACUCCAAAGAGAAGCCUACUAUGCUGCAGUGGAUUGAGCUCUUGACCAAACAGUUCAACAACAGCCAGGCGGCCUGUGAGUGGUUCCUGGAUCGGAUGGCUGAUGACAACUGGUGGCCGAUGCAGAUUCUCAUCAAAUGCCCCAAUCAGAUUGUACGGCAGAUGUUCCAGCGGCUUUGUAUUCACGUCAUCCAGAGGCUACGGCCCGUCCACGCCCACCUCUACCUGCAGCCUGGCAUGGAGGACGGUUCGGACGAUAUGGACGGUCCAGUGGAGGACAUCGGGAGUCGGUCGUGUGUGACGCGCUUCGUGAAGACGCUGCUGUCCAUCAUGGAGCACGGCGUGAAGCCGCACAGCAAGCACCUGACCGAGUACUUCGCCUUUCUCUACGAGUUCGCCAAGAUGGGCGAGGAGGAGAGUCAGUUUCUCCUGUCUCUCCAAGCCAUCUCCAUUAUGGUGCAUUUCUACAUGGGCACCAAGGGCCCUGAGAAUCCGCAGGUGGAAGUGCUGUCGGAGGAGGAAGGCGAGGAGGAGGAUGAGGAAGAGGACAUUCUGUCUCUGGCUGAGGAGAAGUAUCGCCCGGCGGCACUGGAGAAGAUGAUCGCACUCAUCGCCCUGCUGGUGGAGCAGUCCCGCUCGGAGAGGCACCUGACGCUGUCCCAGAGUGACAUGGCGGCGCUGACGGGGGGUAAAGGGUUCCCCUUCCUCUUCCAGCACAUCCGCGACGGCAUCAACAUCCGCCAGACCUGCAACCUCAUCUUCAGCCUCUGCCGCUACAACAACCGCCUCGCUGAACACAUCGUCUCCAUGCUCUUCACCUCCAUCGCUAAGCUCACUCCUGAGGCGGCGAACCCCUUCUUCAAGCUGUUGACCAUGCUGAUGGAGUUUGCUGGGGGUCCCCCCGGCAUGCCCUCCUUCGCCUCCUACAUUCUGCAGAGGAUCUGGGAGGUGAUUGAGUACAACCCGUCCCAGUGUCUGGACUGGCUGGCGGUGCAGACCCCGCGGAACAAGAUGGCCCACAGCUGGGUGCUGCAGAACAUGGAGAACUGGGUCGAGCGCUUCCUGCUGGCCCACAACUACCCACGCGUCCGCACAUCGGCGGCGUACCUGCUGGUGUCGCUCAUCCCCAGCAACUCGUUCCGGCAGAUGUUCCGCACCACGCGCUCGCUGCACCUGCCCACGCGCGACCUGCCGCUGAGCCCCGACACCACGGCGGUGCUGCACCAGGUGUACCAGCUGCUGCUGGGCCUGCUGGGCCGCGCCAAGCUCUACGUGGACGUGGCCGUGCACGGCACCACCAAGCUGGUGCAGUACUUCAGCUUCCUCACCUACUGCCUCAUCUCCAAGACCGAGAAGCUCAUGUUCUCCGGCUACUUCAUGGACCUCUGGAACCUCUUCCAGCCCAAGCUGUCUGAGCCGGCCAUCGCCACCAACCACAACAAGCAGGCGCUGCUCUCCUUCUGGUACAACGCGUGCGUGGACUGCCCCGAGAACGUGCGCCUGAUCGUGCAGAACCCGGCCGUCACCAAGAACAUCGCCUUCAACUACAUCCUGGCCGACCACGACGACCAGGAGGUGGUGCUGUUCAACCGCGGCAUGCUGCCCGCCUACUACGGCAUCCUGCGCCUGUGCUGCGAGCUCUCGGCCGCCUUCACGCGCCAGCUGGCCUCGCACCAGAACAUCCAGUGGGCCUUCAAGAACCUCACGCCGCACGCCAGCCAGUACCCCGGGGCGGUGGAGGAGCUGUUUAACCUGAUGCAGCUGUUUGUGGCCCAGCGGGCGGACAUGCGUGAGGAGGAGCUGGAGGACAUCAAGCAGUUCAAGAAGACCACCAUCAGCUGCUACCUGCGCUGCCUGGACGGACGCUCCUGCUGGACCACGCUCAUCAGUGCCUUCCGUGUGCUACUGGAAAAUGAUGAGGACCGACUGCUGGUGGUCUUCAACAGGGGACUCAUCCUCAUGACUGAGUCUUUCAACACGCUGCACAUGAUGUACCAUGAGGCCACGGCGUGCCACGUGACGGGCGACCUGGUGGAGCUGCUCUCCAUCUUCCUGUCGGUGCUGAAGGCCACGCGGCCCUACCUGCAGCGCAAAGAUGUGAAGCAGGCUCUGAUCCAGUGGCAGGAGAGGAUCGAUUUUGCCCACAAGCUCCUGACCCUCCUUAACUCCUACAGCCCUCCAGAGCUCCGCAACGCCUGCCUGGAUGUGCUGAAGGAGCUGGUGCUUCUCAGCCCUCAUGACUUCCUGCACACCCUCGUCCCUUUCCUGCAGCACAACCACUGCACCUAUCACCACAGCAAUAUCCCCAUGUCUUUUGGGCCGUAUCUGCCCUGCAGAGAGAACAUGAAGCUGAUGGGAGGGAAGAACAACAUCAGGCCCCCGCGACCCGAACUCAACAUGUGCCUACUGCCCUCUAUGGUGGAAACCAGCAAGGGUAAAGAUGAAGUUUACGACAGGAUGCUUCUGGACUACUUCCUCUCCUACCAUCAGUUCAUCCACCUGCUGUGCCGCGUGGCCAUCAACUGCGAGAAGUUCACGGAGACGCUCGUCAAACUGAGUGUGUUGAUCGCAUAUGAAGGGUUACCUCUCCACCUGGCUCUCUUCCCCAAGCUAUGGACUGAACUCGCUCAGUCUCAGUCUGCGCUGGCUAAGACGUGUGUGAAGCUGCUGUGUGAGGACCCGGCGUUCGGCGAGUACAUCAAGUGCAUCCUGGUGGACGAGCGGACCUUCCUCAACAACAACAUGGCCUACUCCUUCCUCUCCUGUUUUCUGCACAAGGUUCAGUCCCAGGUGCUGUCGGGUCCGAGCUGCUCCAAUCUCAUCAACAUCCUGGUCACCAACCUGCUCAACGAGUACCACAGCCUACAGCCCGAGCUGGCCAAUCACAGACCAGAGAUCAGCAAGACCAGCGGCCUGCUCAACUCUGAGCUGCGGGCGCUGGUGCUGAUGCUGGCGGUGCACUCUCCGCAGCAGCUGGAGCCGUCUCUGGGCCCCGCCCUGCAGGAGCUGCUGAGCACCUGCCGCGCCUGCCUGCAGCACCGCACCGCCCUGCUGGAGCUGGAGGCCAAGGAGCGCAAGAGCAAAGCGGACGAUGAGGGGGCGACCCCUGUGAAGCGGCGGCGGGUCAGCAGCGGCGAUGACCACCCGGGCGAGGGCACCAGCUCCUCCUCCAUGCCCUCCGGCUGCCCGUCCACCUCUGCCGCCGCCGCCUCUUCCUCCUCCUCCUCCUCCUCAUUGGCUCCCGGCGCCGCCGCCGCCGCCGAGACGAAGGCGGAGCCGGCGGAGGUCCCGCCCCCCCGCUCGCCGGGCAGCCCCUCGGACACAGAGACGCGGGACUCGUCGCUCAUCGACCCGGGCACCGAGCACGAGCCGCCCUCGCCGCCGGACGGCGCCUCGCCCAAGGAGGAGAAGAUGAUGGACGCCUCGGCGCCGCCACAGCCGCAGCCGCCGCAGCUGCAGUCCUCCUCGUCCUCCUCUUCGUCCUCCUCCUCGUCCUCCUCGUCCUCUUCCUCCUCGCUGCCCGAGGGCUUCGGGCCGCAGGACGAGCCCAUGGUGCAGCAGCAGCAGCAGCAGCCGCCUCUGACGACGACGACGACGACGACGUCCGCAACUGGUCCCAGAACAGUGGAACUCCGAGGAGGGGGGGAGCGAGACGAAGAAGGGAUGGAAGAGGAGCAGCAGCAGCAGCGGAGGAAGGACGAAGGAGCGAAGGAGGAGAGGGAGGACGGCUGUAAGACUCUAGGAGGAGGCGCCGUCGGCGUCGACCCCGCCGCUAACGCCGCCACGUCGUCAUCAUCGGCGGCCGCUGCCGCUAGCGCAGCCUCUUCCUCCUCCUCCUCCUCCUCGUCCUCCUCCUCCGCGUCCCAAGACGACGGGGCGCUGCUGCUGUCUGGCCCGUCAGAAGCGACGACGACAACGGGUGCGGGGGCGGUAGCGACAACGACGGCGGCCGCGCUGUGGGGUCCGAGCGGCGGGGGGCCGUCGGACACGCUGGACACUCUCUACCGGACCGUGGAGGCCGCCAUCGCCGCCGUGGCCAAGGCAACCGCCGCCGCCGCCAAGGGAGCGCCGCCCCAGCCGUCUCCCUCGUGAUGUCACUUCCUCUGUUGUUCUUCGCCCGCCCGCGCCGGGGGGCCCCACUCGCUUCCUUCCCGCACAAGACAAAAAAAAAAAAAACACGAGUGGACACUUGGAAGUCCUUCAGCGAGGGCGGUCUAACAUUUCAGUUGCGCAUGCUUGACUUACAACCCCUUUCCUCCAUCCCUGAAAGGCAAUGAUCUCUAACUCAACCCUAAAUCCUGUCAUUUUGGUUCCCCCCUCCCUUCCCCCCCCACCUAAUUCCCCCUCUUGUUUUAUUUACCCCAACUAGUUUUGUUUUUGUGGACUAAAGCACCCCCACACACCCCUGUAGGAGUUUGCUGACGGGAGAUCUUGAUCGACCUCUGGUCUCUGAACUGGCCUCUCCACCAGUAGACGUGAAAUAAGGAGACUGGCGACGCCCUGUAGUCCGUGGCCCUCUUUCGGAAGGGGGGGGGGGUCUGGAAAGUUCUGACGUGUACGUACACACACACACACACACACACACACACACACACAUAUAUACACACACGCACAUACAAGCGUUCAUUUCCAAAGCCGCCUGAGGAGAAAACGACAAGAAACAAACAAACAAACAACCAACAACAACCGCAACAAAAAUAGAACAACAACAACACUGCUAGCGUCCGUUAAAGAAGAACCAGACCCGGGCGCUGGAGACUACAUCGUAGAAGGCGGCACACUCGAGUCCAGAAGAGCAUAGUGGCUGUCGUUUUCGUUUCUGUUGUUUAUUGUUUUAUUUUCAUUUUUCAUUUUUAUUUUUUUUCCCUCUCUCUCUCUCUCUUCUGAAGUGAUCGAAUUGUCUUUGAGGAUGCUGUAACGUCACGGGGAAAGGUUUACAGUUUUAAGUCUCUUCUUUACUUAAUUUAAUUUUAUUGCAUUUUUAAGGUGUAUAAAAUGUCCUCCGUGCCAGUUUUUUGUACUUUAUCGAAGAGGCAUAUUAAAAAAAAAAAAAAAAGGUUGCCUUGCUUUUUUCUGUGGUUGAAUGCUCAAGGUGAGUUUACUUGUACAUUUGAAAUGAGAGAAAAAGAACCACAAGAAAACUUGAUUCUGUAAAGAAUCUACUCAAGUUGAUGCCUGGAGGUGUAUAUGAGAUAAGAAAGUAUAUAUAUAAAUAUAUAAAUAUAUAUCUAUAAAUGAUAUGACAUAUUAUAUGAUAUAGUAGUAUCAUAUGAUAUAUCAUGUAAUAUUAUAUGAUAUUACAGUGCUUUAUUUAACCCGAUGGCUGGAUUAAAGCACUCUCUGUAACAGUUGGAGCUAUAUUUUAUUUACUGACGAAAAAAGACAUUCCAUAAUCUAUCUCAUGUCAUUAUUACAUUUUCUUUGUGUUUUUGUUUUCUUUUUUUUUCUCUUUGUUUUUGGUUUAUUUUAAUAUAGGGUAACUUAAUAAAAUUUUAAUAUGAUUUAACUAUGA
This is a messenger RNA of Sardina pilchardus (European sardine), 13478 nucleotides long. RefSeq names its product ubiquitin specific peptidase 34 (gene usp34). The record is from RefSeq and is a predicted model, not a curated record. Lineage: Eukaryota; Metazoa; Chordata; Actinopteri; Clupeiformes; Clupeidae. Gene Ontology annotation, biological process: protein deubiquitination. The transcript is spliced from 79 exons. Gene Ontology annotation, cellular component: cytosol; nucleus. Gene Ontology annotation, molecular function: cysteine-type deubiquitinase activity. Bases 296 to 12058 code for a protein of 3920 amino acids.